Messenger RNA from Dioscorea cayenensis subsp. rotundata (Guinea yam), 1658 nucleotides. RefSeq names its product polycomb group protein FIE1. The transcript is spliced from 13 exons. Bases 80 to 1189 code for a protein of 369 amino acids. Gene Ontology annotation, biological process: negative regulation of transcription by RNA polymerase II. Lineage: Eukaryota; Viridiplantae; Streptophyta; Magnoliopsida; Dioscoreales; Dioscoreaceae. The record is from RefSeq and is a predicted model, not a curated record. Gene Ontology annotation, molecular function: protein binding; nucleosome binding. Gene Ontology annotation, cellular component: ESC/E(Z) complex.
CGCAGUUGAAGAAUCAAAAGAAGAAAAGACUCUCAACCCGCCGAUGGAGUGACAUCUCCUCCUCUUGUCUUCUUCGGCAAUGGCGGCCAAGUGCGGUUUCGGCUGCGAGCCAUCUAUCGGAUCCCUCACUGCCGCUCGGAAGAGGGACUAUAGGAUCACCAACCGCAUCCACGAGGGCAAGCGUCCCCUCUACGCCAUCGCCUUCAACUUCAUCGAUGCUCGCUACUUCGACAUCUUCGCCACUGUCGGCGGAAACCGUGUUACUGUUUAUAGAUGCCUUGAAGGAGGGCUCAUCUCUGUUCUGCAAGCUUAUGUUGAUGAAGAUAAAGAUGAGUCCUUUUAUACUUUGAGUUGGGCUUGCAAUGUUGAUGGGACUCCAUUCUUGGUGGCUGGUGGAAGCAAUGGUAUAAUUCGUGUUAUUAAUGCUGGCAAUGAGAAGAUUGACAAGAGUUUUGUUGGCCAUGGAGACUCAAUAAAUGAGAUCAGGACUCAAGCAUUAAAACCUUCACUUGUUGUGUCUGCAAGCAAGGAUGAAUCUGUUCGGUUAUGGAAUGUUCAUACUGGGAUUUGCAUUCUUAUAUUUGCUGGAGCAGGUGGUCAUCGCAAUGAAGUUUUGAGUGUUGAUUUCCAUCCUUCUGACAUUUACCGGAUAGCUAGUUGUGGUAUGGAUAAUACUGUGAAGAUUUGGUCAAUGAAAGAGUUUUGGACAUAUGUGGAGAAAUCUUUUACAUGGACGGAUCUCCCAUCAAAAUUCCCCACCAAAUAUGUGCAGUUUCCUAUGUUCAUGGCCUCUGUUCAUUCCAACUAUGUUGACUGCAAUAGAUGGCUUGGUGAUUUUAUUUUAUCAAAGAGUGUGGACAAUGAGAUUGUUUUGUGGGAGCCAAAAACUAAAGAGCAAAGCUCUGGAGAGGGUACUACUGAUGUUCUGCAAAAAUACCCUGUGCCUGAGUGUGAUAUAUGGUUCAUCAAAUUCUCUUGUGAUUUUCAUUACAAUGCGGCAGCAAUAGGAAAUAGGGAAGGCAAGAUAUUUGUUUGGGAACUGCAGUCCAGUCCACCUGUGCUUGUUGCAAGGCUAUCUCAUGCACAAUGUAAAUCACCAAUUAGGCAAACAGCUAUGUCUUUUGAUGGAAGCACCAUUCUAAGCUGCUGUGAAGAUGGUUCCAUAUGGCGCUGGGACGUUGUCCCAUGAAGAAAAGUAUUGUCCAUACUUAUCAAACAUUUGACUGAUGCUGAUCCUGCUGCCGUAUAAGCAGAGAUAUGAAUUUUGAUGGGCACAUCAUACAGAAGAGGUUAUUGUUACUUAUUGCAGGUUCUGAUGAGCUGAGCUGCGAAGAGUUUAACGCGCAAGCUGGGAAGGCACUACUCACUUCACAUAUGCAUAUUUCAAGCUUCUAAGGAGGCAUAUAAGAAUCAAAUUAUGUGUUUUGUGGGUUUAAUGCUCUGUUUUGGGUCUUGUUAGCUUGUUUUCAUGAUGCUUGCUAAAAUUAUUGAAUGCUUUUACCGCGGGUAAUUUCUAUGAGCUGCCCAAUUAUGUUUUUAUUGGGUUAAACUACAGUUUCCGUCCUUGAUUUCAGAAAAAGUUCAAUUUGGUUCAAUGAAUAAAAAUAUAAGAAUGGUCUGUAAACUAGGAAAAAUAACAUAACAGUAUUGGCCUAAUA